AUGCGAGCAGGCAUCUUGGUUCUCGGCGGGACAUCCGCUGGCCUGCUGCUCGCCUACCUCGCAGGACGGCGUCACUGGCGGCGGCGGAAGCCGUCACCUGCGGCUCUGGCGCUGCUAAAGACGGUCGACAGCGCGGCACUCGAGGCGGAGCUGGCGCGGAGAUCGGUUGGCGCGCACGUCAUCAACACCUCGGUGCGGCCGCUACACGCGGCGCGUGCCGCCGCCAUCGACGCCGAGCUCUCCCGCCUCGGCGUCGCCUCGCCGGACGCCCUCGCACCCGGCCCGCCUCGAAAGGCGUACGAGACGUUCGCGCGGCCGCGGGAGGGGGAGCCGUGCGACGACGACUACGUGCGUCGCAAGGCGCCGCUGAUGGCGCAGCAGGUCGCCUUCCUCCACCGGCACGAACAGGCGCGCCGCAACGAGCUUCUGCGCAACGUCGACGACGCAACCCAGGCGCUGGAGCGGGCGGCGCGGCCACGGCACAACGUGACGGUGGUGCUCGACAACCUGCGGUCGGCAGAGAACGUGGGCUCAAUCUUCCGGACGGCCGACGCGACGCGGGUGUGUCGCGUGGUCACGUGUGGCUUCACCACCACGCCGCCCGACCGCAAGCUCGAGAAAACGGCGCUCGGCGCUCUCUCGUCGGUGCCGUGCGACCACUUCGAGGCGACGAUCGCGGCGGUGAGGCAUCUUCGCUCGCGCGGCGUGUACGUGGUUGCGCUGGAGACGACGGAGGACGCGAUCCCUCUCGGCGUCGCGCCGCAGCUGGGCGACGAGGGCCGCGGCGUCGCCAUCGUGCUCGGCAACGAGGUGACGGGGGUCGACAAGGCCGUGAUGGAGGAGUGCGACGCGGUGGUGGAGAUCCCGGUCUUCGGCGUCAAAAACUCGCUCAACGUGGCGUGCUGCGCGUCGGUGGCGCUGUACGAGGUUCUCCGCCGGUGGGGCAAGUGGGAGAGCCGCGUCGAGCGAUGA
Messenger RNA from Emiliania huxleyi CCMP1516, 972 nucleotides. RefSeq lists its product as hypothetical. Gene Ontology annotation, cellular component: cytosol. The transcript is spliced from 2 exons. The record is from RefSeq and is a predicted model, not a curated record. Bases 1 to 972 code for a protein of 323 amino acids. NCBI's taxonomy places the organism in Eukaryota, Haptophyta, Isochrysidales, Noelaerhabdaceae. Gene Ontology annotation, biological process: RNA processing; RNA methylation. Gene Ontology annotation, molecular function: RNA methyltransferase activity; RNA binding.